AUGAACAAAUCAAAACAAAUUUAUGAAGGGGAAUAUCUCACUGAUUCAACUAAAGAAUGUUAUCAAGACAUUAAAACAUCAUAUUUUGAAAAAUUAAAUAUUGAAAUGCCUAAAGAAAACAAUAAAAUAAAUCUUAAAAGUGAGAUGGUUGAAGAAGAUGAAUGUGAAAAACCAAUAAGUAUAACAAAACCACAAGAAAUUCCACGUGAUAAUAGUUCAUUAGGAGAAGAUGUAUUAAUGCAUAUGUUAAGACAAAAAGAUGAUAUGGCAUGUUCACCUCCAUAA
Entamoeba dispar SAW760 is the source of this 285-nucleotide messenger RNA. RefSeq lists its product as uncharacterized. The record is from RefSeq and is a predicted model, not a curated record. The transcript has 2 exons. Lineage: Eukaryota; Evosea; Mastigamoebida; Endamoebidae. Bases 1 to 285 code for a protein of 94 amino acids.